Molecule: messenger RNA, 903 nt
Organism: Lotus japonicus
Lineage: Eukaryota; Viridiplantae; Streptophyta; Magnoliopsida; Fabales; Fabaceae
Exons: 1
Coding region: 1-903 (300 amino acids)
Source: RefSeq, a predicted model, not a curated record
AUGGGACACACCACCGAUAACUGCUGGACCUUACGCAAAGAGAUCGAGCGAUUCAUUAAAGCCGAGCACUUAGCAAAUUUUGUGUCAAAUGAACCCGUGCAACCCGAGGUUGCUAAGGCCGUUGGGGCGGGAACUUCAAAGGGCAAGGAUAUAGUUGAAGAUCUGGGCAUACUUGCUGGGUCAUGCUCAUCAAUCGUCGGAGGAUUCAGUGGUGGGCGAUUAUCUGGCAAAGGAAGAAAAAGAUAUGUAGAAGCAGUGAAUUCGGUGCACAAGGCCUAUGAAGGGGAGUGUUGGUUGAACCACACCCCUAUUACUUUCACAACCAAGGAUUUUGAUCAUGUUACCCCACAUGAUAAUGAUCCUAUUGUGGUGACACUCCGAGUAAACAAUUACGUUACCAAGAAGGUAUUUUUGGACCAGGGAAGUUCUGCAAAUAUUAUAUAUGGUGAUGCGUUUGAAAGGCUGGGCUUAAAAGAAUCUGGCCUAAAGCCGUAUACAGGGUGUUUGGUUGGAUUUACGGGCGACCGGGCCAAGGUGCGAAGAUACGUGGAGUUAACAACAACCUUUGGCGAGGGAGAAUUUGUGAAAAAGUUCCAAGUGAAAUAUUUAGUCCUCCCCUGCCGGGCAAUGAACAAUGUGCUUCUGGGGCGAGACACUCUAAACAAAGUCUGUGCAAUAAUUUCAACCGCCUAUUUGACAGUGAAAUACCCUGCUUACAAUGGCAAGAUCGGAAUUUUGAGGGUGGAUCAAGAAGCGGCGAGAGAAUGCUACGCCCAAAGUCUAGGGUGUUAUGGCAAGAUGGCGGCUAAAGAAAGCCACCGUGUUACUGAAAUCUUUCCACAUGAAGACUUCAACUUGGAUCCUCGCAACGAUUUCGCAGACUUAAGACCUCAACCCACUUAG